CCCUUCGGCAUGGAGAGCCAGCGGCUGUCCUCCUACGGCCGCCGCUUCGGCCCCACCGCCCCCGGGUACCGGGUGCUCCCCACCAGCCCCCCGGCCCGGCUCCGGGCCCCCCGUGCCCGCAGCACCCAGCCAGGACCCCGUGUGGGUGCCCGCCUGGGGUCAGGCAAGAUGGACUUCUCGCUGGCGGCGGCGCUCAACUCGGAGUUCAGGGAGACGCGCACCAACGAGAAGGUGGAGAUGAUGGAGCUCAACGACCGCUUCGCCAGCUACAUCGAGAAGGUCCGGCUCCUGGAGCAGCAGAACAAGGUGCUGGUGGUGGAGCUGAACCGGGCACGGGACCAGGAGCCCUCCCGUCUGGCCGACGUCUACCAGGAGGAGCUGCGUGACCUGCGGCACCAAGUGGAGCAGUUGGCCACCGCCAAGGCCCGUCUGGAGAUCGAGAGAGACAACCUUGCUGAGGACCUCGGCAGCCUCCAGCAAAAGCUGCAGGAGGAGGUGACCCUGCGGCUGGAGGCCGAGAGCAACCUGGCUGCCUACAGGCAGGAUGUGGACACGGCCACCUUGGCUCGACUGGACCUGGAGCGGCGGGUGGGGACCCUGCAGGAUGAGAUCGCCUUCCUCCGCAAGGUCCAUGAGGAGGAGCUGCGGGAGCUGCAGGAGCAGCUGGCCCGGCAGCAGGUGCACGUGGAGGUGGACGCGAGCAAGCCCGACCUGACGGCCGCCCUGCGCGACAUCCGCAGCCAGUACGAGGCCAUGGCCGCCAGCAACGUCCAGGAGACCGAGGAGUGGUACAAGUCCAAGUUCGCUGACCUGACGGACGCGGCCGCCCGGCACGCGGAGGCUCUGCGUGCGGCCAAGCAGGAGGCCAACGAGUACCGGCGCCAGCUCCAGGCCCUCACCUGCGACCUGGAGGCUCUGCGGGGUUCGAAUGAGUCUCUGGAGAGGCAGCUGCGGGAGCUGGAGGAACGCUACGCCCUGGAGACGGCUGGAUACCAGGACACGGUGGUGCGGCUGGAGGAGGACAUCCGCAGCCUGAAGGAGGAGAUGGCCCGGCACCUGCAGGAGUACCAGGACCUGCUCAACGUCAAGCUGGCCCUUGACAUCGAGAUUGCCACGUACCGCAAGCUGCUGGAGGGCGAGGAGAGCAGGAUCACCAUCCCCAUGCAAAGCUUCUCCAACCUGCAGAUCCGAGAGACCAGCCUGGACACUAAAUCCGUGUCAGAAGCCCACAUGAAGAGGAGCAUCGUGGUCAAAACUGUGGAGACAAGAGAUGGAGAGGUGAUCAAGGAGUCCAAGCAGGAGCACAAGGAGGUGAUGUAGGGCAGAGGAGCCGCAGCAGCCACACGCUUGUAGCCGUAGCUCCGUAGGUCCCACCCGACGCUGCGAGGGAGCCCCGCGGCUGGGCAGGAGUCACAGGAGGAGCCGGCGAUGUUUCGGUGGGGGGCAUCACCUUCUCCCCCACCCUUCGCCUCUCUCAUGUCACCCCCUGCCCCAGGGACCCCCCUGACACCCUGCUCAGGGCCAGCUGCUGGCGAAACACCCGUCUGACCAGGCACUGUCCCAGGGAGAGGGUCCAUCCUGUUUCGAUCUCCACGCACUGGUUGGACAAGAAGAUGGUGCCAAGAGCAUCUUUCCCUGCAUCCCACCUCGCUGCCCACUCCCCAGUCCAGAAGGCCAACCCCAAUCUCCCCAGUGCACCCAGGCCCUGAGCAUCUUUGGGGGGGCUGCAGGGUGCAAGGUACCAGCUGCUGAGGGACAUUUCCCUGUCACCAAGUGUUGGGUGGGCUUAACCAAGAGGCCCAGCAGGAGGAAGAGGAGGAUGGAGAGGCAGGGUGCUGUCAGGAUGGUAUCAAAGGGUGAUGAAAUGGGUAUAAUGAGGGGUUCCUGGGGACGCUGAGGUGUCCAGGGUGGUUUGUGGGCCUGGAGCAGUGGUGGGCACAGCAGGCUGGGUGGCCUCAUGGGCUUCCAUGGGCUACAGGGUUGUCAUGACCCCCAGUGGGUGUCUGCCACCAAGGUGUUGCCAUUGCUGUGGUGGAAAAAAACAGCUCCAAGGUGCUUGUGGUGAGGGGUGACCCAUGGCCCCUCACCCGGGGGGGUCCCACGCAGGUGAAAAUGGAGAGGAGAGGAGGGGAGUGAAGAGGAGGAGGAGGAGGAUGCCAGGGCACCUAUGGGUGCUCUGGGAGCAGGAGGUGACUCCCGUGACCCAGGAGUGACACGGGAGGAUAGACCAAGCCAUCCUCAUCCCGUCUGUCCCACCUGGGAUCACACUAGGAGCUGGGACAGCAGCCAGGACUGCCCCAUCACAAUCCUAGCACGUGGAGCCCAAGUCCACCCCAACCAGGGGCAUUCAAGACGGGGUCAGAAGAAAUCCCUUGUCCCUGGGCUCCACGUGGCCCUGUCCCCCCAUCCAUCCCCCGCCCAGACCAGCACAUGCCACCGGUCACCCAGGGCCAUCGCCCAGCUCGGUGCCCACCUGCAGCCCCCGUCCCCACCUUCGAUUUAGCUACUGACCAUGAGUGAAACCUGCCCUGAUGCCACCUAACACAGCAGCAACCACCCAAGCAGCGCUUCUCCUGCCCCAUAAGCCCUUUGGGAUGGGCACACUGGAUCCACUGGGGUGCCAUCCCCCUUGUCCCCUCUGUCCCCCUCGUCCCCUGGCUGAGGUGCUGAGCACGCUUUGCAGCUAACGACUCCAGAAGGGCCAUUCCCAGGGGCAGGAGACCUGGGUGGUGCCCAGGUGUGGCAUGUGGGGUGGGAUGGUGGUGGCCCAGGAGGGGUACCAGCUCUGACUGGAGCUUUGCAGCCCACGUUGCUACUGAACUAACGCACUAACGCCUGCAGUGGCUGGAGAUGACAAAUAAAGCUAACGCAAGCACCGUGCUUCCAUGGUCGUGCCCUCAA
Molecule: messenger RNA, 2901 nt
Organism: Calidris pugnax (ruff)
Lineage: Eukaryota; Metazoa; Chordata; Aves; Charadriiformes; Scolopacidae
Gene: GFAP
Product: glial fibrillary acidic protein
Exons: 9
Coding region: 10-1320 (436 amino acids)
Biological process (GO): regulation of chaperone-mediated autophagy; intermediate filament organization
Cellular component (GO): intermediate filament; cytoplasm; cell projection
Molecular function (GO): structural constituent of cytoskeleton
Source: RefSeq, a predicted model, not a curated record